AUCGACUGGAAGUGAAGAAGGAAAGACGAGAGGCCCGAAGGGGAAGAUGAGGGUCCAGUCCCGAAAGGCGAACUCAAAAGAUAUAAAGAGAUCGACAAUCUGUGCCCUCCUUCAACAUUCCACUGCAGAACCAAGACCUUGGCGAGAAUCACUCUGACCAUCACUGUUCCCCGUUCCCUGGGGGUCAGUCACACAAAAUGACGUCUUUCAGCCUCAGUCAGACUCUUCUUCUUGUUCUUUCGGCCGUUGGCAGUGUCUCUGCUGGUGUCGACAACUGGCUUAGUCCGCAGUACAAGUGGACAUAUCAGUUCCCUUUGCCUAUUCCUCCUGUCAAGGCUCCAUCAAAGACUAUCGUGAAUCCGGUAACGGGAAAGAACAUUCUCUACUACCAAGUUGAGAUCAAGGAGUUCAAGUCCCAGGUUUAUCCCGACCGUGGACAAGCUACGCUUUGGGGCUAUGAUGGCAUCUCACCAGGUCCGACUUUCAUGGUGGAAAAGGGAACUGAGACUGUAGUGAGGUUUGUCAACAAUGCGAGGUUGGCGAACUCGGUGCAUCUUCAUGGGUCUUUCUCGCGAGCUCCCUUUGACGGGUGGGCAGAAGACAUCACUCCUCCAGGCUGGUACAAGGACUAUUACUACCCCAACAGCCAAGCCGCACGAACACUCUGGUAUCACGACCAUGCCAUUGACCAUACCGCAGAAAACGCCUACUACGGCCAAGCAGGCGCCUACAUACUGCACGACCCCGCCGAAGACAGCCUCAACCUCCCCUCCGGCUACGGCGUCUACGACAUCCCGCUCAUCCUCUCCGCCAAGCAAUACAACGCCGACGGCACCCUCUUCUCCCCCGCCAGCGAAACCACCUCUCUCUACGGCGACGUGAUCCACGUCAACGGCCAGCCCUGGCCCUACCUGAAGGUCGAACCGCGCAAAUACCGCUUCCGCUUUCUGGAUGCAUCCAUCUCCCGCUCCUUCUUGCUCUACCUCGAGCGCGACACGAAGCAAGGGACUAAACUCCCCUUCGACGUCAUCGCCUCCGACGCCGGUCUGCUUACGGGUCCGCAACGCGUUUCGGAGCUGUACAUCUCCAUGGCGGAGCGGUACGAGAUCGUCGUCGACUUUGCGCAAUACAAAGGCGAAAAUGUCACGCUGCGCAACUCGAGAGAUGUGGGCGCGGAUAAUGAUUACCCUGAUACCGAUAAGGUGAUGAAAUUCAUUGUUUCUGGCACCUCCGUUAACGACCCGUCGAGCUUGCCGAGUAGUCUGAGGAGUGUUCCCUUCCCACCUACUAAAAGCCAGGUAGAUCAGCACUUCAAGUUCGAGCGGACCAACGGCGAGUGGAAGAUCAACGGCGUGUCGUUCGCUGAUGUCACGAACCGUGUGCUUGCCCGCCCAAAGCGCGGGAAAGUGGAGGUCUGGGAACUGGAGAAUAGUAGUGGGGGGUGGACGCAUCCUAUUCACAUCCACCUGGUCGAUUUCAGAGUCAAAAAGCGGGUGAACGGGAAGCGCUCUGUUCUGCCUUAUGAAGCGCAGGGGUUGAAAGAUGUCGUUUGGCUGGGGCCGGGAGAGACGGUUACGGUGGAAGCGUACUACGCCCCGUGGGACGGGGUGUACAUGUUCCAUUGCCACAAUCUGAUUCAUGAGGAUCACGAGAUGAUGGCGGCUUUUAAUGUGUCUGUCCUCGAAGACUUGGGGUAUGAUGAGACGCAUUAUAUCGAUCCGAUGGAGGAGCGGUGGCGGGCAAAGCAGCAGAGUGUGGAGGCAUUUGAUGAUGGGAAGAUUGAGGAGAGGGUGAAGGAGAUGGCGGGGUAUAGGCCGUAUGAUAAGGUGGACGAGGUGGAGAGUGUGUUGGGGGAGUAUUGGGAGACGAAGACGAAGUCGGUGACGACGUCGACGACGGCGGCGCAGGUGGUGGUGCCGACGGUGACGACUAUUCCGACGACGUCCGCUACUGUGGCUCCUACUAGUGCUGGGGGCGUCACUACGUCGGUGGUGAAGGUUAGUACCACGACUUUUAAGACGUCAACGACUAGCAGCUCCUCCACCAAGACCUCAUCGACGAGUACAAAGAAAAAGGAUUAAAAUUUAGUACGGUAGACAACCUGUGGGAAAGGGGUUUGAUGAGAAAUUCUGACGAGAAAACGGUUGACGGAGUUUGGGAGUUAAUGGCGAGGACAACUGGACAAGAAAAGGGCAAAAACUGAUGGCAUGUAUGUACUUACAGGGACUAAUCGGAUAAUGACUCUUCUCAAACAUCAAA
This is a messenger RNA of Neurospora tetraspora, 2259 nucleotides long. RefSeq names its product Cupredoxin. Bases 198 to 2081 code for a protein of 627 amino acids. Lineage: Eukaryota; Fungi; Ascomycota; Sordariomycetes; Sordariales; Sordariaceae. Gene Ontology annotation, molecular function: copper ion binding; oxidoreductase activity. The transcript has 4 exons. The record is from RefSeq and is a predicted model, not a curated record.